Messenger RNA from Synchytrium microbalum, 6372 nucleotides. It is a transcript of the gene GLT1, whose product is annotated as glutamate synthase (NADH). The transcript has 10 exons. The record is from RefSeq and is a predicted model, not a curated record. Gene Ontology annotation, molecular function: glutamate synthase (NADH) activity; iron-sulfur cluster binding; iron ion binding. NCBI's taxonomy places the organism in Eukaryota, Fungi, Chytridiomycota, Chytridiomycetes, Synchytriales, Synchytriaceae. Bases 1 to 6372 code for a protein of 2123 amino acids.
AUGGCUCCUGGUGCUGACCUUGUUUCGGCAGCACAACCCAUAGAGGACGAGUUUGAAAACCAUAGCGAAUACGUAUCCUAUGCGGACGUCAUCCCUCAAGCCCAAGGCUUAUACAACCCAGAAUACGAAAAAGAUGCUUGUGGUGUCGGCUUCAUUGCCCAUAUAAAGGGCAAGGAAUCACAUGCAAUUGUAAAAGACGCUUCGGGAAUCCUAUGCUCGUUGACACAUAGAGGUGCCGUCGGUGCCGAUGCCAGAGAUGGUGACGGUGCAGGUGUCAUGACUGGAAUGCCACACUCCUUCUUUGUCGCUGAAUGCAAGCGCUUGUUUGGCAUACAGCUCCCUCCCAAGGGUCAAUAUGCUGUCGGAAACAUCUUCUUCAAACCUGAUGAUGAAGUCCUGCAAUCGUCGCAGGCGACGUUUGAGGGUGUAUGUCGUAGUCUAGGUCUCAAUGUAUUGUGCUGGCGUACCGUCCCCCGUGAUAACUCGGUACUAGGGUCGGCAUCGUUGUCUAGAGAACCUGCCAUCGUACAACCAUUCAUCACUGUUACUGAUCCAUCAAAGUUUGACGAAAAGGAAUUUGAACGGGACUUGUACCUCCUUAGGAAGCAAACCACAAACAGUCUUACGCUAAAGAAUUGGUUUUAUAUAUGUUCCCUCACUUCAAAUCAUAUUGUAUACAAGGGUCUAUUGUCUCCCGUACAGGUGUACAAGUACUUUUUGGACUUGGAAAAUCCUGAAUAUACCUCCCACUUUGCUCUAGUCCACUCACGAUUCUCAACAAAUACCUUCCCAUCCUGGGACCGUGCUCAACCCAUGAGAUGGUUGGCCCAUAAUGGUGAAAUUAAUACAGUUCGAGGCAACAAGAACUGGAUGAGAGCUCGUGAAGGUGGUCUGAAGAGUGAAAAGUUUGGUGACGCUCUUCACACAAUGUUCCCCAUUGUUGAAGAAGGUGGAUCAGACUCUUCUGCUUUUGAUAACGUCUUGGAACUACUAGUAGUAAAUGGUGUAUUGUCGCUCCCUGAAGCAGUCAUGUUGCUCAUCCCUGAAGCUUGGCAAACUCAGACUUCCAUGGAACCAGAAAAGCGUGCCUUUUAUGAAUGGGCCGCUUGCUUGAUGGAACCUUGGGAUGGUCCGGCUCUCUUCUGUUUCUCUGAUGGUAGAUACGUAGGUGCUUCUCUGGAUCGUAACGGUCUGCGUCCAUGCCGUUACUAUAUAACAGAUGAUGACUUGAUGAUCUGUGCCUCUGAAGUCGGAACUAUAUACGUCCCACCAGAAUCCGUAGUCACCAAGGGUCGUCUACAACCUGGUAAAAUGUUGUUAGUAGAUACCCUAGAAGGUCGAGUAGUGGAUGACCGUGAACUGAAAAUGAAUACUGCCACUCGAUUCCCCUUCCAGAAAUGGAUUAAAGAACAAAUGGUCACUCUUGAUAAUGCAGUCCAAUGGGCAAAUAGUACAGGUCGUGUUAGGAAGCUCGAACUUGACGCCCACUCUAUAUCCGAAGAUCCACGAAUGUUGGCAUUUGGUUUUACCAUCGAACAACUCAACUUGCUAGUGAUUCCCAUGAUUACAGAUGGUAAAGAAGCUCUUGGAUCUAUGGGUCACGAUGCUCCACUCGCUUGUCUAUCUCGUCAACCCAGAUUAGUAUACGAGUACUUCCGUCAACUCUUUGCUCAAGUUACCAAUCCACCUAUCGAUCCCAUCCGUGAAGAAAUUGUAAUGUCUCUAGGAUGUUAUGUAGGUCCAGAAGGUAACAUGAUGGAAGUAUCCGAGUCCCAAGCUCACCGACUGUACUUGCCAACCCCAAUAUUAUCCAUCGAGCAAAUGGCAGUCAUCAAAGACUUGCAAGCCUAUAAACCAUCAUGGUCUGUAGCAGUCAUUGAUAUCACCUUCCCCAAAUCAGAAGGACCCAUUGGAUACCUACGAGCAUUGACUCGAGUAUGUAAUGAAGUAUCAGCUGCUAUUGAAAACGGAUUCAAGGUUGCUAUAUUGUCUGAUGCGAAUAUUGCUGCUGAUCGAGUUCCAUUGUCGGCUGGUGUUGCUAUGGGAGGUGUGCACCAUCACUUGAUCCGUAACAAGACUCGUACCAAGAUUGCGCUCUUGGUAGAAACUGGUGAAGCUCGUGAAGUUCAUCAUUUCUGUGUUUUGCUUGGAUAUGGUGCUGAUGCAAUCUGUCCAUACUUGGCUUUGGAAGCUAUGCUCAAGUUGAAGCGUGAAGGUGUACUCAAGAACGAGUUGUCCGAUGAGAAGCUCAUUUACAACUUUAUAAAAGCUUCCAAUGAUGGAAUUCGUAAAGUAAUGUCCAAGAUGGGUAUCUCCACGCUGCAGUCCUACAAGGGUGCUCAAAUCUUCGAGGCUCUGGGUUUGGACAUGCCAGUCAUCAACAGAUGUUUUGUCGGUACUGCUUCUCGUAUCAAGGGUGUCGGCUUUGACAUUCUUGCCGUGGAUACGUUCGCCUUCCACGAUCUAGGAUACCCAACUCGAGACACUGUAGCUCUCCACACUCUACCAGAAUCUGGUGAUUAUCACUGGAGAGAUGGUGGCGAAGAACACAUAAACGAUCCAUUAUCUAUAUCCAACUUGCAAGAUGCCGUCCGCAGGAAGAACGACUCUGCAUAUGAGGCGUACUCUCGUGAAGCAUACCAACAAAUUAAAAACUGUACUCUCCGAGGCCUGCUCGAAUUCCGAUUUGACGCAGCUACACCAAUCCCUAUCGAUGAAGUCGAACCAUGGACCAAUAUAGUAAAGAGAUUCUGUACUGGUGCAAUGUCGUAUGGUUCCAUCUCUAUGGAAUCACAUCAGACAUUGGCUAUUGCUAUGAAUCGAUUAGGUGGUAAAUCAAACACUGGUGAAGGUGGUGAAGACCCUGAACGGUCAUUCACUGACUCGAAUGGAGACUCGAAGCGAUCUGCUAUUAAGCAAGUUGCCUCUGCUCGAUUUGGUGUUACAUCAUACUAUUUGUCUGAUUCUGAUGAAUUGCAAAUUAAGAUGGCUCAAGGUGCUAAGCCUGGUGAAGGUGGUGAAUUGCCUGGUCACAAGGUAUCAGAAGGCAUUGCCCGUACACGUAAAUCAACUCCAGGUGUAGGUCUCAUCUCUCCACCUCCUCAUCACGAUAUCUAUUCCAUCGAAGACUUGAAACAACUCAUUUACGACUUGAAAUGUGCAAACCCCGUCGCACGAGUAUCCGUAAAGCUUGUCUCUGAAGUUGGUGUCGGUAUAGUCGCAUCAGGUGUCGCCAAGGGUAAAGCCGACCACAUCUUGAUUUCAGGUCACGAUGGAGGAACGGGUGCUUCCCGAUGGACUGGUAUUAAAUAUGCUGGUUUGCCAUGGGAAUUGGGUCUUGCUGAAACCCAUCAGACUCUUGUCUUGAAUGAUUUGAGAGGACGUAUUAUUUUACAGACUGAUGGACAAAUCAAGACUGGAAGGGAUGUUGCUAUUGCUUGUCUUCUUGGUGCUGAAGAGUGGGGUUUCGCUACUGCUCCACUUAUUGCGUUGGGAUGUACCAUGAUGAGAAAGUGUCACUUGAACACUUGUCCAUUCGGUAUUGCCACCCAAGACACUGAACUCCGAAAGAAGUUUGAAGGUACUCCUGAACAUGCAGUCAACUUUUUCUACUAUGUUGCUGAAGAAUUGAGAGGCAUCAUGGCCAAGCUUGGGUUUGCUACCAUUAACGAAAUGGUUGGUCGAACUGAUCUAUUGACUUUGAACGAGUCCUUGAAGAACCCCAAGACUCGUAACUUGGACUUGACUCCAGUGUUGACUCCUGGAUAUGCCUUACGUCCUGGCGCAGCCACCUACAACGUCCACAAACAAGACCAUAAACUUGACAUCCGUAUCGAUAACAAGCUUAUACGCGAUGCUGCUCCAGCUCUCAACAACCGUCAACCCGUCAAACUCUUCACCAAGAUUAUAAACACUGAUCGAACAGUCGGUACCACCUUAUCCUAUGAAGUAUCUAAGCGAUUUGGUGAAGAAGGAUUGCCAGAUGAUACCAUUCACAUUAGCAUGACUGGAUCAGCAGGUCAAUCUCUUGGUGCAUUCAUGGCUAAAGGUAUCACUAUAGAAUUAGAAGGCGAUGCCAACGAUUACGCUGGUAAAGGUCUUUCUGGUGGUCGAUUACUAGUAUACCCACCAAAAGUAUCAACCUUCAAAUCCGAAGAAAACAUCAUUGUCGGUAAUGUGUGCUUGUAUGGAGCAACAUCUGGUGAAGCCUUCUUCCGUGGUAUUGCAGCUGAACGAUUCUGUGUCCGUAACUCUGGUGCUCUCGCCGUAGUUGAAGGUGUAGGUGAUCACGGUUGUGAGUACAUGACAGCAGGUCGAGUAAUAGUUCUCGGUAGUACUGGACGCAACUUUGCUGCUGGUAUGUCUGGAGGUAUCGCCUACGUCUUGGACUUGAAGAACGAGUUCAAGGCGAAAUGUAAUACUGAAAUGGUCGACUUGGACCCCGUCACUGAAUCCGAUGACAUUGAAUACCUAAAGAAUGUCAUUGCUGCUCAUCGAGCAUACACAGGUUCCGAAAUCGCUGAUCGGGUAUUAAAGAACUGGUCCACCGUCUUGCCCCGAUUCGUCAAAGUCUUCCCACAAGACUAUAAAGCAAUCUUGGCCACACAACGUAAAGCUGCUGCUGCAGCUGCCGUCGUCAAACCAGUAGAACCUACUCCACCGGCUACUCCACCACAUGCUAAGAAGGAGCCUGGUCUUGUUGAUCUCGAAGACUCGAUUGUAGAUGAAUCUGCUGUCGUCAAGAGACAGCAAGUGCUUGACAAGGUCCAUGGAUUUAUGUUGUAUAAACGCAGCACGGAUCCAUACCGCAACCCACGUAAACGGGCAAAGGACUGGAAGGAAGUCAACGCUCGUAUGGAAGUUGCUGAUUUGAAGGUUCAGGCUGCUCGUUGUAUGGAUUGUGGUGUUCCGUUUUGUCAGAGUGAUACUGGGUGUCCAAUUGGUAACAUCAUUCCCAAAUGGAAUGAAUUGGUCUUCAAGGAUCAAUGGCAUGAAGCUCUUGACCGUUUAUUGAUGACCAACAACUUCCCUGAAUUCACUGGACGAGUUUGUCCAGCCCCAUGUGAAGGUGCUUGUGUCUUGGGUAUCACUGAGCCAGCUGUAUCCAUCAAAUCUAUAGAAUGUGCCAUUAUCGAUCGAGCCUUUGAUGAAGGCUGGAUGGUACCAACACCACCCACGACCCGCACUGGUAAACGUAUUGCCAUUGUCGGAUCUGGACCAGCUGGUCUCUCUGCAGCUGAUCAACUCAACAAGGCCGGACACUCUGUCACAGUGUAUGAUCGAAAUGAUCGACACGGUGGUCUCCUAAUGUAUGGAAUCCCAAACAUGAAGCUUGAUAAACGAGUGGUACAACGCCGUAUAGAUUUCAUGGCUGCUGAAGGAGUUGAAUUCGUAUCCAAUGCCCAUGUUGGAAAGAAUGUAGAUGCUGCACAAUUACGUAAAGAUAAUGAUGUAGUGUUGAUUUCUACUGGUGCUACCUGGCCUCGUGAUUUGCCAAUCCCCAACCGUAAUUUGGAUGGUAUCCAUUUCGCAAUGGAGUUUUUGCAAAAGAAUACUAAGUCAUUGCUUGAUUCCGAGUUACGUGACAAUACGUACUUGUCUGCUAAGGACAAGAACGUUAUUGUUAUUGGUGGUGGGGAUACUGGUACUGAUUGUAUUGGUACUUCGCUUCGUCAUGGUGCCAAGAGCAUUGUGAACUUUGAGUUGCUUCCUCAACCACCAGUAAAACGAGCAUCCGACAACCCAUGGCCACAGUUCCCUCGAGUAUUCAAAGUAGACUAUGGUCACUCUGAAGUCGAAGCCAUCAUGGGUAACGAUCCACGAACAUAUGAAAUUCUAUCUAAAGAAUUCGUAUCAAACGGAGCAGGAGCCGUCAAGGGUAUCAACACCAUCAAAGUGGAAUGGACUCGCAACGACAAGGGACAAUGGUCAAUGAAGGAAGUCGUCGGAUCAGAGAAAUUCUAUCCAGCAGAUCUCGUGUUACUAUCUAUGGGUUUCCUAGGUCCUGAAAACGAAGUCUUGAAACAGCUUGGAGUCAAGCAAUUACCCAACUCCAAUAUCGAUACUCCCAAAAACCAAUAUGCUACUUCCGUGCCAGGAGUGUUUGCUGCUGGUGAUUGUAGACGUGGUCAGUCAUUGAUUGUGUGGGGUAUUAAUGAGGGACGACAAGCUGCUAGGGAGAUUGAUUUGUACCUUAUGGGAAACACUCGAUUGCCAGUGUCUGGAGGGUUCCAACAGAGGUCCCUUGAGAGCUUGGAGGCUUUCCGUGCACCCUUGACUGAAGAGAGUGCAUACGCAGCAGCAGAAGAAAUAGUCACACUCGAAGAAGCUGGAUUAAACAGUCGAGGACAACCGCAACCUUCUGGAAACUGA